GGACCGUCGCGCGGCAACGCGCGGAGCCGGCGGAAGUGGGGCUCGGGUCCCGCGGCUGGGCUGGAGGCCGCGAGCGCCGUCGUCUGCCCGGGCCCGCCCAACGGGUUCCCAACCCCAUCCGGACCCUGCCGCCCGAGCGCGCGGCCCCGGGAGCACCCGCCUCCCAGCAUGGUGCUCAAGGCCUUCUUCCCCACGUGCUGCGUCUCGGUGGACAGCGGCCUGCUGGUGGGAAGGUGGGUUCCAGAGCACAGCAGCGCCGUGGUCCUGGCGGUCCUGCACUUUCCCUUCAUCCCCAUCCAGGUCAAGCAGCUCCUGGCCCAGGUGCGGCAGGCCAGCCAGGUGGGCGUGGCUGUGCUGGGUACCUGGUGCCACUGCCGGCAGGAGCCCGAGGAGAGCCUGGGCCGCUUCCUGGAGGGCCUGGGUGCCGUCUUCCCCCAUGAGCCCUGGCUGCAGCUGCGCCGGGAAAGAGGCGGCACGUUCUGGAGCUGCGAGGUCACCCACCGGCAAGCGCCCGCUGCCCCCAGUGUCCCUGGUGAGGACCAGGUCAUGCUCAUCUUCUAUGACCAGCGCCAGGUGCUGCUAUCACAGCUACACCCGCCCACCGUCCUGCCCGACCGCCAGGCUGGAGCCACCCCUGCCAGCACGGGGGGCCUGGCUGCGGUCUUUGACACAGUGGCGCGCAGUGAGGUCCUCUUCCGCAGCGACCGCUUCGAUGAGGGCCCCGUGCGGCUGAGCCACUGGCAGUCGGAGGGCGUGGAGGCCAGCAUCCUCGCGGAGCUGGCCAGGCGAGCCUCGGGACCCGUCUGUCUGCUGCUGGCCAGCCUGCUGUCACUGGUCUCAGCCGUCGGUGCCUGCCGAGUGUUCAGGCUCUGGCCCCUGUCCUUCCUCGGAAGCAAGCUCUCCACGUGUGAACAGCUUCGGCACCGGCUGGAGCACCUCACACUCAUCUUCAGUACGAGGAAGGCGGAGAACUCUGCCCAGCUGAUGAGGAAGGCCAACACGGUGGCCUCCGUGCUGCUGGACGUGGCCCUGGGCCUCACGCUACUGUCCUGGCUCCACGGGAGAAGCCGCAUUGGGCAUCUGGCCGACGCCCUCGUUCCUGUGGCUGACCACGUGGCCGAGGAGCUCCAGCACCUGCUGCAGUGGCUGAUGGGCGCUCCCGCCGGGCUCAAGAUGAACCGUGCACUGGACCAGGUGCUGGGCCGCUUCUUCCUCUACCACAUCCACCUGUGGAUCAGCUACAUCCACCUCAUGUCCCCCUUCGUCGAGCACAUCCUGUGGCACGUGGGCCUCUCAGCCUGCCUGGGCCUCACGGUGGCCCUGUCCCUGCUUUCGGAUAUCAUCGCCCUCCUCACCUUCCACAUCUACUGCUUCUACGUCUAUGGAGCCAGGCUGUACUGCCUGAAGAUCCAUGGUCUAUCCUCGCUCUGGCGUCUGUUCCGGGGGAAGAAGUGGAACGUCCUGCGCCAGCGCGUGGAUUCCUGUUCCUAUGACCUGGACCAGCUGUUCAUCGGGACUCUGCUCUUCACCAUCCUGCUCUUCCUCCUGCCAACCACGGCCCUGUACUACCUGGUGUUCACCCUGCUCCGGCUCCUGGUGGUCGCUGUGCAGGGCCUGAUCCAUCUGCUCGUGGACCUCAUCAACUCCCUGCCGCUGUACUCACUGGGUCUUCGGCUCUGCCGGCCCUACAGGCUGGCAGAUAAACCCACUGCCCUACAGCCGCGUGAUGCACACCUACCGUCUCCCCAGCUGUGGCUGCCACCCCAAGGACUCCUGGGGUGCCCUGUGCCGCAAGCUGUUCUUUGGCGAGCUCAUCUACCCCUGGAGGCAGAGAGGGGACAAGCAGGACUGAGGGAGCCGGCCGCCGGCUCACGCAGAACCACUGCACAGCCACGGUCAGCCCUCUGCCAGGGUGGUGCCAGCUCAGCUGGCGCGCGGCCCGUGCUUUGUGGACGUUGCUGUAUGCUCCAGAACACGGCAGGCCCCGCUAUCACACCUUGGGCUUGGAGGUCAUUGGGGGUGAGCAGAUGUGGGGGUGGCCAGCCUAGCUGGCCGCGCUCCAUCACUGGCACUGCCUGCCUUGAGAGCCACUUCCCGCCUGCUGCAGUCACCACGGUGGCGAGCACAGCAGCCCUGGGUGUCCAGAGCACUGCCCCAUGCCCACCCUGCGUACCCAGGUCCAGAGGGCCCGGGCCCUGACUCCCUGAACCACAAGGGGUUUAUUUGCUGAUGUUCCCUGGAGAGGUCGCUUUGUGAAGGAGCUGUCAGCAGGCUGUGGGCAUCGCCAGGCUGCUGUGGGGGCAGGAGCAGCCUCAGUGUCAAGGGCCCGCCCACUGACCCAGCCAUACCUAUCCGUGAGUGGUGCCCCUGCAGCAACAGGCCCUUGGGCCAAAUCUCCUGUCUCCCAUCAUGGGCCUCCCAGGGAAGGAGGAAGCCCUGCUGUGCAGACGCCUCUGUGGCCCACGGGUGUGAGCAGCCUGGGAGGGGGCUGUGGCACUGAAGCCAAAAGUGCUUGCCAGACAUUACGGCCUGGGUGCGGGUGUUCCCUUCAGGAGGGAAGCCUGCAGGUGCUGGCUGGUGAGGGGAUGAUGCGCUGUGGGCGGGAGGAGGCAGCACCCGUCUCAGCAGCACCAGGACCACUCUGGACUCCCUGGCGACCCAGCACUGGGGAAGCCGUCAGCUGCUGUGCAAUAAAACCUGCCCCGUGUUUGGAGCGUA
Molecule: messenger RNA, 2718 nt
Organism: Chlorocebus sabaeus (green monkey)
Lineage: Eukaryota; Metazoa; Chordata; Mammalia; Primates; Cercopithecidae
Gene: PIGQ
Product: phosphatidylinositol glycan anchor biosynthesis class Q
Biological process (GO): GPI anchor biosynthetic process
Cellular component (GO): membrane; endoplasmic reticulum
Source: RefSeq, a predicted model, not a curated record